Molecule: messenger RNA, 1910 nt
Organism: Brachypodium distachyon (stiff brome)
Lineage: Eukaryota; Viridiplantae; Streptophyta; Magnoliopsida; Poales; Poaceae
Product: serine hydroxymethyltransferase 4
Exons: 4
Coding region: 92-1696 (534 amino acids)
Biological process (GO): tetrahydrofolate interconversion; folic acid metabolic process; L-serine catabolic process
Cellular component (GO): cytoplasm
Molecular function (GO): pyridoxal phosphate binding; serine binding; glycine hydroxymethyltransferase activity
Source: RefSeq, a predicted model, not a curated record
UUACGCGAGGCUCAGCCCAGCCCAGUCCAGAACUAACCCCAGCCUUUCUUCCUCGGCGCCGCAGCCGCAUUCCAUCGAGCACCCAACGCCCAUGGCCAUGACCGCGCAGCCACCCAUGGGGCGAGCCGCUUUAUACUCCCACCAGACGACCGCCGCCCUUCCGCCCAAGCACCACCCUUCCCCUCUCCGCCCCCCGCUGCUCCGCGCCGCCGCGCGGCCCGUCCGCCUCUACGCCGCCGUCGCCACCGACGCCGCCUCUGCUACCACCGCCGCCGCGGCGAUGGACGCCGUGGCCGACUGGGGUCUCACCUCGCUCGAGGACGCCGACCCGGAGGUGUACGACCUCAUCGAGCGCGAGAAGCGCCGCCAGCGCACGGGCAUCGAGCUCAUCGCGUCGGAGAACUUCACCUCGCUCGCCGUCAUGGAGGCGCUCGGCUCCCCGCUCACAAACAAGUACUCCGAGGGCAUGCCCGGCGCGCGCUACUACGGCGGCAACGAGGUCAUCGACGAGGUCGAGGAGCUCUGCCGCGCGCGCGCGCUCGAGGCGUUCCACCUCGACCCUGCCUCCUGGGGCGUCAACGUGCAGCCCUACUCCGGCUCCCCGGCCAACUUCGCCGCCUACACCGGGUUGCUUCAGCCCCACGACCGGAUUAUGGGCCUCGAUUUGCCGUCCGGAGGGCACCUCACCCAUGGCUACUACACGGCCGGGGGCAAGAAGAUUUCCGCCACCUCCAUCUACUUCGAGAGCUUGCCCUACAAGGUCAGCUCCGACUCCGGAUACGUCGACUACGACAGGCUCGACGAGAAGUCCAUGGAUUUCCGACCCAAGCUCAUCAUCUGCGGCGGGAGCGCGUACCCGCGGGAAUGGGAUUAUGCGAGGCUCAGGGCCAUCGCGGACAAGUGCGGGGCCAUGUUGCUAACUGACAUGGCUCAUAUCAGCGGUCUCGUUGCUGCGCAGGAGGCUAAGAAUCCAUUCGUGUACUCUGAUGUGGUUACGACCACCACCCACAAGAGUCUCCGAGGGCCAAGAUCUGGUAUGAUAUUCUACAGGAAAGGCCCGAAGCCUCCCAAAAAAGGCCAACCUGAGGGUGCUCUUUAUGACUAUGAGGACAGGAUCAACUUCGCAGUGUUUCCAUCACUCCAGGGGGGGCCUCACAACCACCAGAUUGCUGCCCUGGCAGUUGGCCUGAAGCAGACCAUGUCACCUGGAUUCAAGGCCUAUAUUCAGCAGGUUAAGGCCAAUGCUGUUGCCAUUGCAAACCAUCUGAUGAGUAAGGGCUACAAGAUGGUUACUGAUGGAACAGAGAACCACCUUGUUCUCUGGGAUCUUCGUCCUCUUGGCUUGUCUGGUAACAAGGUUGAGAAAGUAUGUGAUCUAUGCAGCAUUACACUCAACAAGAAUGCUGUGUUUGGUGACAGCAGUGCAUUGUCACCUGGUGGUGUACGAAUUGGUACACCGGCAAUGACCUCAAGGGGUUUGGUUGAGAAGGACUUCGUGCAGAUUGCAGAGUACCUUCACCAGGCUGUGACCAUCUGCUUGAAUGUCCAGAAGCAGCGCGGCAAGCGUUUCAAUGACUUCACUGUUGACUUGGAGAACAACAAGGACAUUGCGGAGCUUAGGGCGGAUGUCCAGAAGUUUGCCAUUUCAUUUGAGAUGCCUGGGUUCCGGGUGUCUGACAUGAAGUACAAGGAUUAGGCUGCGGCGCCGUGCAAAUCAUGUUUAUGGGGCGGAACGAUCGCACCCUCAGGAACUGAUUGCCGUGGCGUGAAACGCGAUGUAUGAAUUUUGGUUAAGUGGGAGUGAGACUGGUCGAUCCAUUUUGGUUGAAUUGUUAAUGAUAUGAUUUAUGAAUAAUCAUUGAAGGCAUGCCAUAACAUGGAGACGAUUCUGGUUGUUCUUGCUUUUCUAA